AUGUCAGAACUUGAUCAAUUGGUUAACUUGUUAGCUAGCGCUAAUAGCCCAAACACACAACAAAGAGAUGAAGCCACUAAAAAGGUAUUGGCGUUUCUAAAGACUGACGAAUCAUUGGUAAAGAUGAUGAAGAUCAUAGAGGCAUCGUCGGUGGAUUUGAACGUUAGAUUGCUCGCCGCCAUCCAGUUCAAGAACCAUGUAAAGGAGAAUUGGAGGGACACAGACACCACCGAGAACCCAAUCUCGCGCAAGGACAAGGACACCAUCAAGCAGGUCAUCAUUUCAUUGUUGAUCACGCUGCCACCACUCUUACAGUCAAUGAUGAUGGAGGCGCUCACCGUUAUCGGUGACGCAGAGUUCCCCAACGACUGGCCCACGCUGCUGCCCGAGCUCAUCACCAAGCUGCACAGCAACGACUACACAGUGGUGAAUCCCGUACUCCAAACACUCAGCUCACUCUUCAAGCGCUACAAAGACACAACACCAACCAACGCCGUAAUGCUCGAGCUCAAGUAUAUCCUCCUAAUCUUCCCAACUCCAUACCUUGAGUUGCUCCUGAAAACAGGCAAUGUGAUUAGAGAGACAAAGGAUUUGACUGGAGAUCAGUUGAAGCUAUUGUUCACAGCAAUCUUGUCGAUGCUUGAGAUAUUCCAUUCAAUCAGCAACGUUGACAUUGCAGAGUUCUUUGAGGACAACCUUGGCAACUUCACCAAAGAGUUCCAAUUCUAUCUCCAAUACCAAUCAAACUGUCCACAGUUGGUCGAUUCAAAGAGUGAUGAAGACCCAUCAUUGUUGAACUUGAUUCAUACAGAGAUAUGCGAGAUUCUUAACUUGUACACUCAGCGAUACGAUGAGGUGUUCCUCAACUACCUCCAACCAUUUGUUACAAGCGUCUGGAGUCUGUUGUCUCAGACGUCGAACGCUAUCAAGAAUGAUCCGUUGAUCUUUGCUUCAUUGAAGUUCCUCAGCACAGUGAGCAUGAGCAUUCAGCACAACCUGUUCCAGCAAGAGGACACACUGAAACAGAUAUGUUCGUGCAUCGUCACGCCAAACAUCAAGCUGCGCGAGUCUGAUCUGGAGCUCUACGAGGACAACGCUGCGGAAUACAUGCGACGUGAUAUCGAGGGCAGUGACAGCGACACUCGUCGUCGUGCCGCCAUCGAGUUGGUCAAGGGCCUGCGCAAGUACUUUGAGACGCAGGUGACCCAGCUCAUCUCUGUGGACAUCAACCAGCUGCUGCAGCACUAUCGUGCCAACCCACAGGAGAACUGGCUGUCCAAGGACAGCGCCAUCUUCCUGGUGACUGCACUGGCCAUCAAGACGGACAGUACCGCUGGCGUGCCCGUCGUCGAGUUCUUCAAGGCCGAGGUGGUGCCCGUGCUCCAGAACACCAAGGGCGUGCAACCAAUCCUGGUCGCCGACUGUCUCAAGUUCAUCACAAUCUUCCGCCAGCAGUUGCCCGCCGAGAUCUACCCCCAGUUGCUCCAGCUCUGUGUGCUGUGUCUGUCCAACCCAGACCACGUCAUCCACACCUACGCCUCCACCUGCAUCGACCGUCUGCUCACUGUCAAGGACAAUGGUGUGCCCAGACUGUCGGCCGAGUUUAUCCGCUCGGUGCUGGGCGAUAUCCUUCUGCCAUUGGUCAACGUGUUCAGCUUCCCAAGCUCCAAGCAGAACGAGCGUACGAUGCGCGCGAUCGUUCGUAUCGUCCUCAUGAUGAUUGGCAAGGUGGACGUAGGCACGACCACUGAGCUGCUCGGCAAGUUCACUUCGAUCCUCAUGGCCGAGAUUGACAACCCAUCGAACCACUCAUUCAACCAUUACUGCUUCGAGGUCAUUGGCUCACUGCUCAAGUCCUUUGCCGGCCAGCCCAACGUAUUCCAGACGGUCAUCCCACUGGUCAACGCCGUUCUGCAGAAGGACGUUCAGGAGUUUGCGCCAUACACCUACCAGCUGCUGGCCAUCCUUGUGGAGAAUGCCGACGCUCAGUACCUCGCUCCAUACAGAUCCAUGAUACCAAUACUCUACACACCAGCGCAGUGGAUGCGUCAGGCAAACGUGCCAGCACUCGUCCGUCUCUUCCAGGCGUUCUUCAAGCGUGACGGAACAUACAUCGUACAGAACAACCACUUGGAGCCAAUUCUCGGAGUAUACAAGGUGCUUGUGGACUCUGCCACCAACGACCACGAGGGCUUCUACUUGCUCGAGUCAAUAGUCGAGAAUCUCGAAUUUGCUCAAUACCAAAAGUUUGUUCCAUUGAUAUUCCAGGUCACUUUCCAGCGCAUUGCAAGACACAAGACUGACAAGUUGUUGAGAUGCUUCAUUGUGUUCUUGGGAGUGUUCAUCAACAAGAUUGGCAUUGCAGAGACAAUCAAUAUCAUCAACUCGGUGCGUGCCGGUCUGUGGGCAGACGUCAUCACCAAGGUGUGGAUGGUCAUCUGUGGCAAGGUCUCCGGACCAAUCGAGAAGAAGAUCAUCUCGGUGGGCAUGACACACAUGCUCUGCAGCAACGAGAUGUUCUCGACGAUGCCCGACUCCUGGGUCAACAUUGCCCAGUGUCAGUACCAGGUGCUGACCAACGCCAACACCAGCAACGGAAUCCAGUCGAGUGAGCCCAGCUACAUUGAUGCCGAGACACCCGAUGGAUACGUGCCCACAUUCACACAGCUCCAAUUCACCAAGAAGGAGGACACCGAUCCAAUCCCUCAAAUCCCCGACGCUGCCAUCUUCUUCCGUGAGAAGUUCCUGCCACUCUAUGUUGCUAAUCGUCAAGUGUUUGCUCCUCUCAUGGAGAAGUGUCAAGACCUUCAGAGGCUCCUUCAGUAA
This is a messenger RNA of Acytostelium subglobosum LB1, 2826 nucleotides long. RefSeq lists its product as hypothetical. Gene Ontology annotation, biological process: protein import into nucleus; protein export from nucleus. NCBI's taxonomy places the organism in Eukaryota, Evosea, Eumycetozoa, Acytosteliales, Acytosteliaceae. Gene Ontology annotation, molecular function: nuclear export signal receptor activity; small GTPase binding. The coding region runs from base 1 to 2826 and encodes 941 amino acids. Gene Ontology annotation, cellular component: cytosol; nuclear envelope. The transcript has 5 exons. The record is from RefSeq and is a predicted model, not a curated record.